Molecule: messenger RNA, 5249 nt
Organism: Phacochoerus africanus (Common warthog)
Lineage: Eukaryota; Metazoa; Chordata; Mammalia; Artiodactyla; Suidae
Gene: EPAS1
Product: endothelial PAS domain protein 1
Exons: 16
Coding region: 548-3163 (871 amino acids)
Biological process (GO): regulation of transcription by RNA polymerase II; cellular response to hypoxia
Cellular component (GO): nucleus; transcription regulator complex; cytoplasm
Molecular function (GO): DNA-binding transcription factor activity, RNA polymerase II-specific; RNA polymerase II transcription regulatory region sequence-specific DNA binding; protein dimerization activity
Source: RefSeq, a predicted model, not a curated record
GCUGGCAGCCCCGCCAGCCCGACAUUCGGGAGCGGCCCGCGGCACAGCUCCGGUGCGCGUCACCUCCAGCCCCAGGUUUCCUGAGGCGGCCGUACAAUCCUCGGCAGUGUCCUGAGACUGUAUGGUCAUCUCAGCCUCCGCGCCCUCCCGGCCUCGGACUCUCCAACUCCCGUCGUUCGAGUCACUUCUUCUUCUUCUUCUUUUUUUUUUUUUCCGAAAACCCAGAAAAGUGACUCCUGACUCCUUUUCGAGAGAAAAGGGAACUCAGUCCUCGUCUUGCUGCCCUCUUUUUGCGUUUGACAGCCUCCUCCCACUUCUUUCCUGGACCCCGCCUCCCUGUGCAGGUUCCUCCCCGUCACCUUUCUCCACCCCCCUCCCCCGCACCUACCCUGCAGCCCGCAAACUUCCACCUGGCUGUGCGGGGAGCUCGGGACCUGCGAGCGCUUAGGAUCUUUAACACCUGCGAGGGCCACAGCGAAGGCAGCAGCUGUAGCCGCUACUGGUCCUGUAGCCCAGGUGCUCCGCGUCUCAAAAGGCCACAGCGACGAUGACAGCUGACAAGGAAAAGAAAAGGAGUAGCUCGGAGAGGAGGAAGGAGAAGUCCCGGGAUGCUGCCCGGUGCCGGCGGAGCAAGGAGACAGAGGUCUUCUACGAGCUGGCCCACGAGCUGCCCCUGCCCCACAGCGUGAGCUCCCACCUGGACAAGGCCUCCAUCAUGCGGCUGGCCAUCAGCUUCCUGCGCACACACAAGCUCCUGUCCUCAGUUUGCUCUGAAAAUGAAUCUGAAGCAGAAGCUGACCAGCAGAUGGACAACUUGUACCUGAAAGCCUUGGAGGGUUUCAUUGCCGUAGUGACCCAGGAUGGCGACAUGAUCUUUCUGUCGGAAAACAUCAGCAAGUUCAUGGGACUCACACAGGUGGAGCUAACAGGACACAGCAUCUUUGACUUCACUCACCCCUGUGACCAUGAGGAGAUCCGUGAGAACCUCAGCCUCAAAAAUGGCUCUGGUUUUGGGAAGAAAAGCAAAGACAUGUCCACCGAGCGAGACUUCUUCAUGAGGAUGAAGUGCACCGUCACCAACAGAGGCCGCACCGUCAACCUCAAGUCAGCCACCUGGAAGGUCCUGCACUGCACGGGCCAGGUGAAGGUCUACAACAACUGCCCCCCUCACAGCAGUCUCUGCGGCUGCAAGGAGCCGCUGCUGUCCUGCCUCAUCAUCAUGUGCGAGCCCAUCCAGCACCCGUCCCACAUGGACAUCCCCCUGGACAGCAAGACCUUCCUGAGCCGCCACAGCAUGGACAUGAAGUUCACCUACUGCGACGACAGAAUCACAGAACUGAUUGGUUACCACCCUGAGGAGCUGCUCGGCCGCUCAGCAUAUGAGUUCUACCAUGCCCUGGACUCGGAGAACAUGACCAAAAGUCACCAGAACUUGUGCACCAAGGGGCAGGUGGUCAGCGGCCAGUACCGGAUGCUUGCGAAGCACGGGGGCUACGUGUGGCUGGAGACGCAGGGGACGGUCAUCUACAACCCCCGCAACCUGCAGCCUCAGUGCAUCAUGUGUGUUAACUACGUCCUGAGUGAGAUUGAGAAGAACGACGUGGUAUUCUCCAUGGACCAGACAGAGUCCCCGUUCAAGCCGCACCUGAUGGCCAUGAAUAGCAUCUUUGACAACAGUGGCAAGGUGCCUGUGUCGGAGAAGAGCAACUUCCUGUUCACCAAGCUGAAGGAGGAGCCCGAGGAGCUGGCCCAGCUGGCCCCCACCGCGGGAGACACCAUCAUUUCUCUGGAUUUCGGAAACCCAACCUUCGAGGAGUCCUCAGCCUAUGGCAAGGCCAUCCUGCCCCCAGGCCAGCAGUGGGCUGGAGAGUUGAGAAGCCAUGGAGCCCACAGCGAAGCCGGGAGCCUGCAUGCCUUCACCGUGCCCCAGGCGGCCGCCCCGGGGAGCACCACUCCCAGUGCCACCAGCAGCAGCAGUUGUUCCACGCCCAGCAGCCCUGGAGACUAUUACACAUCUCUGAGUGAUGACCUGAAGAUUGAAGCGAUCGAAAAGCUCUUCGCCAUGGAUACAGAGGCAAAGGACCAGUGCAGCACCCAGACGGACUUCAAUGAGCUGGACCUGGAGACCCUGGCGCCCUACAUCCCCAUGGAUGGGGAAGACUUCCAGCUCAGUCCCAUCUGCCCCGAGGAGAGCCUGCUGCCAGAGAACCCGCAGCCCACCCCCCAGCACUGCUUCAGCACCAUGACAAACAUCUUCCAGCCACUGGCCCCCGGGGCCUCCCACAGCCCCUUCCUCCUGGACAAGUAUCAGCAGCAGCUGGAAAACAAGAAGAUGGAGUCUGAGCAGCGGCCCGUGUCCCUCAUCUUCUUUGACAGCGGGAGCAAGGUGUCCCUGCCACCGUGCUGUGGUCAGACGUGCACCCCUCUCUCCUCCAUGGGGGGCAGAUCCAACACACAGUGGCCCCCUGACCCGCCGUUACAUCUGGGCCCCACGAAGUGGCCUGUCGAAGAUCAGCACACGGAGCCCUUGGGGACAUCGCCAUUGGGGCCCCCCAUCGCCACGCCCCAUCUCUCCAUGUUCAAGAAGAGGUCUGCAAAGGGCUUCGGACCUCAGGGCCCAGACGUGAUGAGCCCGGCCAUGGUCGCCCUGUCCAACAAGCUGAAGCUGAAGCGCCAGUUGGAGUAUGAGGAGGAGCAAGCCUUCCAGGACAUGAGCGGGGGGGACCCACCAGGCAGCAAUGCGUCACAGUUGAUGUGGAAAAGGAUGAAGAGUCUCAGGAGCAGUGGGAACUGCCCUCUGAUGCCGGACAAGCUGCUGAGUGCAAACAUCCCCAGUGACAAGUUCAUCCAAACUCCCAUGAGGGGCCUGAGCCAGCCGCUGAGACACUUAGCACCGCCCCAGCCACCGUCUGCUGUGAGCCCCAGGGAGGACGCCAAGGGCAGCUUCCCCCCGCAGUGUUACACCCCCCAGUACCAGGACUACAGCCUCCCCGCAGCUCACAAGGUGUCAGGCAUGGCAAGCCGGCUGCUCAGACCCUCGUUUGAGGCCUACCUGCUGCCCGAACUGACCCGAUAUGACUGUGAGGUGAACGUUCCUGUCCCGGGAAGCUCCACGCUCCUACAAGGAGGGGACCUCCUCAGAGCCCUGGACCAAGCCACCUGAGCCAGGGCCGCCCACCGGGAGCACCCUUCCCACGCCGUCCCACCAGCUUCACAUUUUCUGUCUAUUUUUUGCAACUAGGUAAUUCUAACACCAACACACUUUUUACAAGAUAUACUUACCUGGCACACUUGCCCAGGUCACCAAGCAGUGGCCUUGUUCUGGAGAUGCUCACUUCCUUAUGCAUAUUUUUAAAAUACACAACAGUUUGACCUGCUGUGUUCUGCUCUGUCAAUGGAAAUGUUCUUAAAUUUUAUAAGGUUUUUUUUUCUUCCCCAACUUCAGUUACUUCUAAUUUAUAUUAUUCACGGGUGUCUGUCUUUCUCUCUCUCUCUUACCACACACACAAUAUUCAUACUAACAAGUUUGGUGUAUGUUCUCCUGUAGGGAAAACUUUGGCUUCAUUUAACUAAAAAGAUUUUGUUGUUGUUGUCAUUGCCAAAGAGAUACAAAAUAAUUUUGCUUUCCCAGCUUGAUUUGUGGCCUCUCUCUCUUAGCCUUUCUCCUUUUUUAAAAACUAAUUGCUGUAUUAUAAAUUUCAGCCUUUUUUUAAGCCAACUCUUUGCUCUAAUUUUAAUGACUUUUGGGGAAAAAAUGGAAAUGUGAAGGUUGUGAACUCCAUUGUAUGUGGUUUUGUGUGAAAGUUGCACAGUCUGGCUUUUCCUAAACUGAUUUUUUUUUUCCCCCGCAUUUGGUGGAUUUUUUUUUAAUUAUUAUUAUUCAAAAACAUAACUGAGUUUUUUAAAAAGAAAAUUUAUAUCUGGGUUAAGUGUUUAUCAUAUAUAUGGGUACUUUGUAAUAUCUAAAAACCGAGAAACGGAAAUGGAAUCCUGCUCACAAAAUCACUUUAAGAUGUUUUUUUAAGCUGUUAAUCUUCUCUUUCCUGGUGUCGCUGACACUGCAGAAUUGUACAGAACUCCCACGGGCCUGUACUAACCCCACUCAAGGUCUCUCUCUCUUGGCUUUUUGCUUUGGGGCUAUGCCAUAGGCAUUGCAAACAAUCCAAAAAGUGGAAUCAUCAAGUGGGAGCAUUGCGAGCUGUCUUCUCAUGUUCUAUAUGUAUUAUGUAUGUAUGUAUGUAUUAUUAUUACUGCCAAGAGGGUCUGAUGGCACAUCAUGGGGGGAGGGCAGAUCUAAGGGAGGGAAGUGCUUGAACUCUUCUUAAGGUUUUGUGGCCAGCCCUUCAAGUGCACUGAGCUAUGUGACCCUGACGGCCUUUCAUGCGGCACAUUUGGAUAUUUCCAGAACCACCAUGAGAUGGGUUGGAUGGGAAUUCAUUCAUGCGCGAAAGUGAGGAUUCAGGAAUAGGGUGGCGGUCCAGUCCACGUCCUCCCAGCUCGCCCGCCCCCGUGGAGCUGGGCUGACAGGCUGUGGGAAGGGGCCGCUGGUCCUGAGCAGCCUCACCCCCGCGCUGCUUCCUCAGCUGGCCAUCACAUCACCCCCACAAGGCGGAGGUGCGGUGAGCAGGCCUCCGGGGACAGCCCUUGGCCCUCCUCGAGGUCUGUCUGUCACCAGAAGUGACUCGUACAGGUAGGAAGCACUGAAAACAGAGUGUUCUUAGAGCGCCGUGCAACUCACCAGGUAAGAGGGAUGUUUGAAGUACCAAUCACGUGGCGCUUUUCUGUCUCGGGUACAGGGAAGAAGCUUCUAGAAACACACAAAGCAACACACAGCAAGCUAAGAAUUUGGAAAGCCCGGAUGGACUUACUGCCAAAAAUGAAACAAUAAAAUUUAAAUUUCAAAAGAAAAAUUACUUAGUCACUGUGUUGCCCAAAUCUUACUUCGGCACCACCCCUCUGCCCACGCACGGCAGCCGAACUUGAAGGGUUACUGGCGUGCAAGCGCUGGUGUUUGAUCUCCUGUGUGUGUUUUGCCUCAGCAUUAAGGGCAUUUUACCCUUGCAGUUUUACUAAAACACUCUGAAAAAAAUAUUCCGAGCUUCAUAUUAACCUUAUCUGUCAACGUAAUGAUUUCAUGAACAUUAUCAUAUUGUCAAAUUCCUACUGACAACAUUAUUAGUAUACGGGAGCUUAACUUUAUAAGGAAAUGUAUUUUGACACUGAUAUCUUAUUAAAGUAUUCUGACCCUA